AUGGCUGUUGCUCCAAUUCACCUUGCCUUCAUCAGUGCAUUUCUCAUCAUCCUUUUUACAAGCCCAUGUAUUGGUCUAUUCAUUUGUCCCUCCCAGGAAUCCCAGGCUCUUCUUUUCUUCAAGGAAGUCUUGAAGGUCUCUGAUGGCAUUCUCAGUUCAUGGGACAAUAGAAGCGACUGUUGCUCCACAUGGGAACGUAUAUCCUGCAACUAUGCCACUGGCCAUGUAGAGCUGGUUAAUUUGACUGCUUACACCAACCACACAGAGCAGGGUUUGCAGAGUGGAGUCAUAUCGAGUAGUUUGUGCAGCCUUCCUUUUCUCAAAUACCUCAUCCUGAAAAGCAUUGGAUUAACAGGUAAUAUCCCUUCCUGUUUGGGAAAUCUUUCUUAUCUUCAGGUUUUGGUGUUAAAGAACAAUAGUUUGACGGGGAUAGUUCCUCCUGCAAUUUGCUUGCUCACAAAUCUUGGCCAUCUAGAUCGCAAGUUGGCUCCGAGCUUCCAGUUAGCGGGCUUAGAUCUAGUCUCAUGUAGUAUUGGUGGUAGAGUUCCUGAGUGGCUUUUCACUCAGUAUUCAUUACAGAGGUUGGCAUUGGCUGACGACAAUAUUGUUGGAGAAAUUCCCAAAUGGUUAAUGGAGAACAAUCCUCAGUUGUUUCUGUUCAACAUUUCAGGAAAUCAUUUCAAUGGCAGCCUUUUUGUUCCAAGUAGAUCAAUUCGUUGGAUGACUGUAUUUGAUGUAUCUAGGAAUGCAUUCACUGGACACGUAGCAUCUACGUGGCCUCCAGAUCUUCAGCUCCUGAUGGUUAAUGACAAUUCUCUGAUUGGCAAUAUUCCUCCAGGUUUGUGCAAUUUAAUUCAUCUUGAAAAGUUAGAUCUGUCAAACAACAAAUUGAAUGGAAGCAUGCCUUCAUGCUUUGCAAACUAUAAGAGAAUUCAAGUGUUAAAUUUGGGGCAUAAUAGGUUGGAUGGAAGUAUACCCCAAGGGGUAUGCUCCUCCUCUUUAAAUGUGAGAAACAAUAAGUUAAGUGGCGCCUUCCCUAUGUCAAUCAUAAAUUGUAAGAUAUUACAAGUACUAGAUAUCGGCCAUAACAAAUUUGCUGGGCAUAUUCCAUGGUCAGUUGGAAAUCUAUCAGCCCUUAAAGUGCUGAUGAUGAAUGAUAACUCUUUCAGAGGCAGCAUUCCUUCAGAAAUUGUCCAACUCAAGCAGCUCCAGAUCUUAGACCUUUCGUCUAACAAUAUAUCAGGUGUUAUUCCACACAGCCUUGGAUCUCUAAAAGCAAUGACUCUACCAAGAGAAGACGGCCAUAUAUUAUCUUCUCAGCUGAACCCAUUUCAAGUAAUUACAAAAGACAAUGGCGUUAAGUCAUAUUCUGGGAUUGGUCCUAUUGAGUGA
This is a messenger RNA of Cryptomeria japonica (Japanese cedar), 1392 nucleotides long. RefSeq names its product receptor-like protein EIX2. Gene Ontology annotation, molecular function: protein binding. The coding region runs from base 1 to 1392 and encodes 463 amino acids. The record is from RefSeq and is a predicted model, not a curated record. The transcript is spliced from 2 exons. NCBI's taxonomy places the organism in Eukaryota, Viridiplantae, Streptophyta, Pinopsida, Cupressales, Cupressaceae.